Messenger RNA from Magnusiomyces paraingens, 594 nucleotides. RefSeq lists its product as uncharacterized. The record is from RefSeq and is a predicted model, not a curated record. Lineage: Eukaryota; Fungi; Ascomycota; Dipodascomycetes; Dipodascales; Dipodascaceae. The transcript is spliced from 6 exons. Gene Ontology annotation, molecular function: GTP binding; GTPase activity. Bases 1 to 594 code for a protein of 197 amino acids. Gene Ontology annotation, biological process: small GTPase-mediated signal transduction.
AUGGCAACCCGCGAAAUCAUAAAACGCAAAAUCGUCAUUGUCGGCGAUGGAGCGUGCGGAAAAACAUCGUUACUUUGCGUAUUUACAUUAGGAGAAUUCCCCAAAGAAUAUCAUCCAACUGUCUUUGAAAACUAUGUAACAGACUGUCGUGUUGAAGGCAAAUCAGUCCAGCUGACUUUAUGGGAUACAGCCGGUCAGGAAGAAUACGAAAGAUUACGCCCAUUAUCAUAUUCAAAAGCUCAUGCCAUCUUAAUAGGAUUUGCUGUUGAUAGUCCUGACAGUUUAGAAAAUGCAAAAACAAAGUGGAUAGAAGAGGUCAAUGAAUUAUGCCCUGGAGUGCCGGUACUACUCGUUGGCCUUAAAAAGGAUCUCCGCACAAACCCUGUGGCGGUUGAAGAGGUCCGUAAACGUUCGUCAUACUUUGUGUCCCCUGAAGAGGCUCAGCAAGUUGCAAAAGAAAUAGGGGCACGCAGAUAUCUCGAGUGCUCAGCGCUUACCGGUGAAGGUGUUGAUGAUAUCUUUGAGGUUGCUACCCGUGCAUCUCUGCUUGUUAACACUGUCCCGCCUCAUUCAUCUUGCUGCAUUAUUCUAUAA